AUGGCCGACAACACGAACCAAAUCUUCCAGAACGGAUGGUACGUGGGGAACAACUUCAACGCCAUUCUCUACGGGGUUGAGUUGGUCUUUUACUUCGCCACGGUGAAGAUCAUCCUCGAUGCGCGCAAACAAGGUCGCUUCGGUCGCUCGGACAAGAUCUUCUUGCUUCUCAGCACCUUCUUGCUCGCCAUGGUCACGGCCUUCCUCAUCGUCCAGGCCAUCUUCGGAGAAGAGAUGUGGGUCGUGAACGAGUUCUACCCCGGCGGCACUGCGCAGUACUUCGCCGACCACUCCGCGGUGUGGUACGAGACCUUCGGGUCAGCCGCGGCCGUCGCAAUGAAUCUGGCCAGCGAUGCUUUUCUGAUCCACCGGACGUACGUCGUGUGGGGCCUCCGCCCGUCUGUCAUUCUAUUCCCGUGUUUCCUCUGGCUGGGCACAGCCGCGCUCGGCAUCGCGACCUGCGUGAUCUCUGGCCAGCCGAACAGCGACUUCUUCCUCGGACUGUCGUCGCGCGUCGCGCUCUCGUACUCGGCCGUCAGCAUCGCGAUGAACGUCACCUGCACCUGCCUCAUCUGCGGGCGGAUCAUGUGGGCGUCGCGCCGCGUCGGGGACCCGCUCGCGAGGGCGUACUCCGGGCCGAUGGCGAUGAUCGUCGAGUCCAUGCUCCCCUACGCGCUCUUCGGCGUCGCGUACCUGGUCACGCUCGGGCUCAACCACCCGCUCGAGAUCCUUUUCUUGUCGUUCUACGUGAUGUUCAUGUGCAUCUCUCCGCAGAUGAUUAUCUUACGACUUCUGAUGGGCCGGGGUGCCGGCGCUGGGGCUGCUGGGCACACUUCGCAGUGGCCCGUCCUCGCCUCGGUCGAGCAGGAUAACGGUAACGACCCCGACGCCAUGAAUCUGCAGGACGUCUCCAGCAAACGCUCGAUGACCAGCGAAGCUUGA
Messenger RNA from Epithele typhae, 942 nucleotides. RefSeq lists its product as uncharacterized. The record is from RefSeq and is a predicted model, not a curated record. The transcript has 5 exons. Bases 1 to 942 code for a protein of 313 amino acids. Lineage: Eukaryota; Fungi; Basidiomycota; Agaricomycetes; Polyporales; Epitheliaceae.